CCUUUUCAACAACUAAACCCCCAACCAAGAAAAGAAGACUCCAAAAAUAGCGACAGUCUGAUACACAUAUAGAGACAAAAAUAAAACAAAACGCAAACAUUGUCUGACAGAAGGAUCAAAAACAACAACAACAGCACUUUAUUAAAACUCAAAAUAAAGCAGCUCAUUUCAAGUCCUGCUGUCAGCUGAAACGGUUGUUCUAAACGCAGAGUGAAUUUUUAAAAAUAAAAAAAUUGUUCCCAUUAACCCAGUGACUAAGCGAUUUUUUCCGGCCAAAAAUGACUUCCAAUGAUUCGUUAGAUAUUGCAACGGGACAGACUGGGGAUUGUACUGCAGGAAAUCCCACAACACAAGUGCAACAUUUACAGCGUUUGAAGCAGCAGCGCAGUUUUGAACAACGUUACGCUUCGAUAAUUAACCAACAAAUCCUGGAGAAGACCAUCAAUCGAGAAGUGCUGCAACGACAGGCCAAUGCUUUCUUUCCCUUUGGACGAACACCGUCUAAUGAGAGUGCCAAGAGCCAGACAACGGAUGAAGAAGACGGUGGGGAGGUCAGUGCAGGACAUGCGGAGGAGGAAGUGGAAGCUGAGAAUGAACAAAAAUAAAGUUUGGAAGUUGUAAAACUUUCUCAGAAGAGGAUGAAACCUUUAUCCAAUGGACUUAUUAAAAUAAUUAGAUAAAAAACAAAAUCUAGAUUUUAUUAACAUUUUAUUGUGAAUAUGUGAAGGCCUCAAGAAAAUUUGUAAAAUAUUGUAUUUGCUUCCUUAUUAAGUGCUAAGAGUUUUUUUUUUUCUAAUAAAUACAUAUUUCUUAACUCAAAUUAUUGGUCUCCCGCAUACUUUUAAGUGUUUCUCAAUAGGCCUUAAUCGGUGUACUCAUCCAUUCAAAUUGCACAGUUCUCUGCUUCUCAUACAGAUCCUUGUGUAUGUCUCUCAACUCUCCCAGAUAUUGAUUGAACUCCGAUGAAAUGGCAUAGACGCCAUACAACUGAGCGGCGGCAUAUGUCAAAUAAAGCAACUGAUAAAAUGUCGACAGUGUUGCCACCAGAUAAAAUUUCAAUUCCGGUGAUUUGUGGGUUAUCACCUCAUAGAAAUAAAUCGAAUGCCAUGCCGUAAAGAGGACUAAAGCAAAAAACACUGUAGUCGUACAAAAAGUCAUCAAAUAAACUCGGCGAUAGAUCCUUGUGACAUCAAUGCCCAGCAGAGUGAACUCCUCGAUUAGCUUGAGGAAAACAUUAAUGGAUGACACCUCUUCCAGACUGCCAAAGAGCAGGGGUGUAAUGAUGACAAAUGUUAUGAAAAUGCUCAGCAAACGUAAGAUCAGAUUUCCAAGGGCUGAGAGGGAGGAAUUGCCUGCCAUCGGCUGGGAGAAAUCUUGCCAACUCUCGAAAAUUGAUGUAAUAUUGACAUAGGUGAAAAUCAGCAAAUGCAGAAUGGUAUAGGUGAGACCUUUCCAAGAGAUGAGAAACUUAUUCUUGGCCUCAUCGAACUGGAAUGGAAAGAGUCCGGCAACGCGUAUCAGCAGUAUGCAAAUGCCAUAUGCCUCUGGCAAAUUUCGCGGGGUACUAAA
Messenger RNA from Musca domestica (house fly), 1569 nucleotides. RefSeq lists its product as uncharacterized. The transcript has a single exon. The record is from RefSeq and is a predicted model, not a curated record. Bases 279 to 605 code for a protein of 108 amino acids. Lineage: Eukaryota; Metazoa; Arthropoda; Insecta; Diptera; Muscidae.